AUGGGUACAUGUAUGUCAACACGUUCAUCACGAAGAAUUAGGCCGCGAAGGAAAGGCCGCCGCAGAGUUUCCAAACACAUUUCGAAAGUGUCUGAUAUCAUAUCUCAUCCAGAUAUUAGACGGGCAAGUGAUGUCGGGAUCCGAACUUCUUUUGAUGUAUCUCAAGAUGAUGCGUGGUUUGAUUCUUUAAGUAUUUUCUCUGACUCAGAUGAUGACUUUAUCAGCCUACAUGAAGAGAAUGGUCAAGUGGUUCAGUAUGAGGCUUCUUCAUGCAUUGUUGAUGGGAAAGGAAAUUACGAAGAAUACCAUGAGAGUUACAUGAAGAUUGAUAAUUUUAAUAGCAAAAGUUUAUACAAAGAACCUAAUGGCUUGCCUGUUAAAGAAUUGAAGGAACCAAAACGUAACUCCAAAGAGAAAACAUUGAAAACAUUGAGCCGGUUGAUGUCAACGGUUAGUUUCAACGACAAGACUCUUAACUCUCCCACAUCUCAAAAACGAAAGUCUGCCGUUUACCGACUUUCUUUCAAGAGGAGAUCAUGCGAUGGUGAAGAAGUUACCGAAUAUAGUAAAUUCUUGUACCGUCCAAAAGCGGGAUUCACCAUUCCUUGCUUAGCCAAAGAUAAGCAACAAUCCUCAGGAAGUUGGUGUGAGAUACCACCUUCAAACUUUAAACUACGUGGCGAAAACUAUUUCAAAGAUAAACGGAAAUCACCGGCUCCAAACCAAUGUGCAUACACUCCAAUUGGUGUUGACUUGUUUGUGUGUCCAGGGAAGAUUGAUCAUAUAGCACAACACAUCGAGCUUCCCAAUAUCAAUGCUGAUGCAAAUCUCCCUGCUCUUCUGAUUGUCAACAUUCAGUUGCCAACUUAUCCAGCCGCAAUGUUUCUUGGUGAUAGUAAUGGAGAAGGCAUGAGCAUUGUACUUUACUUCAAAUUACGAGACAAUUUCGAAAAAGAAAUCUCUCAGCAAUACCAAGACAGCAUCAAGAAACUAGUGGAAGAUGAGAUGGAGAAAGUUAAAGGGUUUGCAAAAGACAACAUUGUUGCAUUUCGAGAAAGGCUUAAAAUCAUAGCCGGAUUAGUUAACCCGGAUGAUCUCGGUCUUAGCUCCACUGAAAAGAAGCUUAUACAAGCUUACAAUGAAAAACCAGUCCUUUCACGUCCUCAACACAACUUCUUCAAGGGUCCUAAUUACUUUGAGAUUGAUUUGGACGUUCAUCGGUUUAGCUUCAUCUCAAGAAAAGGGCUUGAAGCUUUUCGAGAUCGACUUAAAAACGGAACUCUUGAUCUUGGCUUAACCAUCCAGGCUCAAAAACCAGAGGAGUUACCAGAAAAAGCCUUAUGUUGUCUAAGGCUGAGCAAGAUUGACUUUGUCGACCAUGGCCAAAUCCCAACGCUUUUAAUCCCUGAAAAUGGAUAA
Molecule: messenger RNA, 1419 nt
Organism: Eutrema salsugineum
Lineage: Eukaryota; Viridiplantae; Streptophyta; Magnoliopsida; Brassicales; Brassicaceae
Exons: 9
Coding region: 1-1419 (472 amino acids)
Source: RefSeq, a predicted model, not a curated record